Messenger RNA from Egretta garzetta (little egret), 1488 nucleotides. It is a transcript of the gene CHRNA3, whose product is annotated as cholinergic receptor nicotinic alpha 3 subunit. The coding region runs from base 1 to 1488 and encodes 495 amino acids. Gene Ontology annotation, biological process: monoatomic ion transmembrane transport; signal transduction; nervous system process. The record is from RefSeq and is a predicted model, not a curated record. NCBI's taxonomy places the organism in Eukaryota, Metazoa, Chordata, Aves, Pelecaniformes, Ardeidae. The transcript has 6 exons. Gene Ontology annotation, cellular component: postsynaptic membrane; neuron projection; synapse. Gene Ontology annotation, molecular function: acetylcholine-gated monoatomic cation-selective channel activity; transmembrane signaling receptor activity.
AUGGAGCGUUUCACGCAUCGGAGGAGCGGAGCUCUCUGUACUCCCUAUGCUCAUACAAUCCUGGCAGCUAAGCUCAUCUUCAACAGCCUCUGUUUACAGGCAGUAAUUCAUAACACCAUGGAGAACACACACGCUCUCCUCCUAGCUGGUGCUGUUUGCUUUCUCUGUCAAGCUUCGGCAGGUCUAGAGGACCAGGCAUGUGAGGAGAAAAAGCGCUUUUACACCUCCCAUUCUUCAAUCUGGAAUGAUUACAAGCUUCGGUGGAAUCCAGCAGACUAUGGAGGUGCAGAAUUCAUCCGAGUGCCAUCUGGCCAGAUCUGGAAGCCAGAUAUUGUUUUAUAUAACAAUGCAGUGGGCGAUUUCCAGGUUGAUGACAAGACAAAGGCCCUAUUAAAAUACACGGGUGAUGUGACCUGGAUACCUCCGGCGAUCUUUAAAAGCUCAUGUAAAAUAGAUGUAACCUACUUCCCAUUUGACUAUCAGAACUGCACCAUGAAGUUUGGUUCCUGGUCUUAUGAUAAAGCCAAAAUUGAUUUAGUUUUAAUUGGCUCUACAAUGAACCUGAAAGACUACUGGGAGAGCGGAGAAUGGGCUAUUAUUAAAGCUCCUGGGUAUAAACAUGACAUCAAAUACAACUGCUGUGAUGAGAUAUAUCCAGACAUCACAUACUCUCUUUACAUUAGACGUUUACCUUUAUUUUACACUAUCAAUAUGAUUAUUCCAUGUCUGCUGAUUUCUUUUCUGACUGUAUUAGUUUUCUAUUUGCCUUCAGACUGUGGUGAGAAGGUGACACUCUGCAUAUCAGUCCUUCUGUCUUUAACAGUGUUCCUUCUUGUUAUCACAGAAACAAUACCGUCUACUUCCCUGGUAAUUCCCCUUAUUGGGGAAUACCUCCUUUUCACCAUGAUAUUUGUGACUCUAUCGAUUGUCAUUACGGUAUUUGUACUUAACGUGCACUACAGAACACCCAAGACACACACAAUGCCUGUGUGGGUGAGAACCAUUUUCUUGAACUUACUUCCCAGGAUCAUGUUUAUGACAAGGCCUGCCAGUGAUGAAGAGAAUCAUCAGAAGCCAAAACCACUUUUCACUUCUGAGGUUUCAAACUUAAAUUGCUUCAACAGUUCUGAAACCAAAUGCUGCAAAGAUGGCUUUGUAUGUCAAGAUAUAGCAUGCAGCUGUUGUCAGUAUCAACGAAUGAAGUUCUCGGAUUUCAGUGGCAAUCUCACAAGAAGUUCAAGCUCUGAGUCUGUAGACCCUCUGUUUUCAUUUUCAGUUCUGUCACCAGAAAUGAGAGAUGCUAUUGAAAGUGUUAAAUACAUUGCAGAAAAUAUGAAAAUGCAGAAUGAAGCAAAAGAGAUUCAGGAUGACUGGAAAUACGUUGCCAUGGUAAUCGAUCGUAUUUUUCUAUGGGUUUUCAUCCUGGUAUGUAUUCUAGGAACAGCCGGAUUGUUUUUACAACCUCUGAUGGCUGGAGAUGAAAUGUAA